CGAAAAAUGGCGGUGGCGGACGGCGAGAGUGAGCUGAGCAAGAACAAGGCGAUGAUGACGCCAUGGGAGCAGCACUCUUCCGUCAUCAGCAUCCCUCGCUUCGACUACAACGCUCCUUCUUCUCUUCUUCACCACUCCCACUCCGGCUUCCUCAUCACCUGCCCCAUCAAGCGCGAGAAAAGCGCCACGAAAGAAGCCAUCUCCCUCUUCGCCAAGUAUAUUCAGUGCGGUAAUAGUAACUUUACUGAAGAAAAUUCGGCUUCUAAGAGAAGGAAGAUUUCGGAGGAGAAUGCGGAUGGUGAGGGAGGAGGAGAGGAUGCUAAUGAUGAUGUGGCAGGUGGUGGUGGUGGUGGUGUUGAAGAAGGUGCUUGCUGUCCUGUGAAGGUGGAGAUGGAUGGAGAGACAGGCCCUCUUCUUAAGCUGGUUAAGCUGACAAAGAGUGGUUUGCUUCUCUUUGUUUUCGCCAAAGAUGUUUCUCCUGAUGUCGUUGGGAUUGUUUCGAAGAUUGUUCAGUCUGUGGAAUCUGGCAGCUCCGGUUCACUCAUUUGGUGUAAUCGUAUUUUCCCUAUCCAAGCUACAUGUAGUUUGAAUGAAAAGGAACUGCGUGAAAGUGUAUCAAAGCUUGUUCUUCAAUUUGUAAAAGAUAAUCCGAAACUUGUGCGGCCCAUAAAGUUUGCAAUUGGGUAUAACAGAAGAGGAAUUGAGACAGAAUUGAACACUUCAAAAGAAACCCCAAAUACACUUGAGUUGUUCGACCGGAACAAAUGCUUUGCUUUAGUGGCUUCUGCAGUCAAAGAUGUUAUAUCAGAUUCAAUAGUGGACCUCAAAUCUCCAGAGCUCUCUGUUCUUAUUGAGCUAGUACCCCUCUCAGGUGUACCUAAAGGGUCUUUGGUGGUUGCUGUAUCCGUUCUUCCCCGAAAUAUUGUUAGUGCAAAGCCAAAAUUAUCCAUCAAGGCACUGGUUUCUGAUAUCAAGACAAAGGGUGAAAAGGCAAGAAAUAAUUAAUACGUUUUACUCCAAUGUAUCGACUAUUGAAGCUGUAUUUGUGGUAGAUAUGUCAUAAAUUGAGUCGUCAGAUGUUUUGUUGUACCUCAAUUGCUUUAAAAUGUUGUGAUUU
Messenger RNA from Argentina anserina (silverweed cinquefoil), 1117 nucleotides. RefSeq lists its product as uncharacterized. Gene Ontology annotation, biological process: tRNA modification. Bases 7 to 1005 code for a protein of 332 amino acids. NCBI's taxonomy places the organism in Eukaryota, Viridiplantae, Streptophyta, Magnoliopsida, Rosales, Rosaceae. The record is from RefSeq and is a predicted model, not a curated record. The transcript has 7 exons. Gene Ontology annotation, molecular function: RNA binding.